Molecule: messenger RNA, 822 nt
Organism: Propithecus coquereli (Coquerel's sifaka)
Lineage: Eukaryota; Metazoa; Chordata; Mammalia; Primates; Indriidae
Product: centrosomal protein of 89 kDa-like
Biological process (GO): mitochondrion organization; chemical synaptic transmission; cilium assembly
Cellular component (GO): centriole; ciliary transition fiber
Source: RefSeq, a predicted model, not a curated record
AUGUCUCUACAACAAGCAGGAAGACAUUCUACAGAGGCUUUCAAUGAAACAUGUCUGUCAAUAAAUUCAACUCCUCACAUCGUCCACGGCCUUCUCCCUGCAGCCAGCAUUGUUCUGAAGCCAGCUGUGCCCCACACGCCUCCUCCCAGCAGCCCCAACCCGUCUCCAGAGAGACCAACAUCUGCUCUGGCUGCAGCCAUUCUGGUGACGACGUUAACUGGCCGGACCGUUGCCAUUCCUCAGCCUCGCCAGCGAUCUCGGUCUGAGAGCGACACGACAUCCGUGGAAAAGGACAGCUCCAUCGAGCCCUAUGCCACCUCCUCAGAGCUGAGACUUCGACUAAAUGGGCAGAGUGAGGUGGGAAGAAGAAGUUCUCUGCCGUCCUUUGAAGCACUGGGCUAUGGGGAAGAAGAGGACGUUGAAUCUCAGCUGUCAUCCAUGCGAGCUUUCGGGGAUGUCAGUGCCCAGAAAGAAGAGGGAGGUGGCAGUGAUGACGUGUAUGCCGUGCCACACAGAAAUCAGGUGUUUUUCCUGUUCCAAAGUGUCUUGACGUUCACCUUGACGUUAACUUUCAAAAAUGGCGCUUCUAAGUGGGGAGAUGACAACAUAAGAAGUUUGUUUCAAGAAGAUUAUUCUGGCUACACCAGACGGUUUGGCAUGUACAACUUCGAAGAAAAAUUAAUGUCAUUGCAUAAAGAUUCUGGCGAGAAAACUGAGAAUUCUAGAAGUGCUGGAGGUCACCAAAUUAGUAGUGAUUUAUUUCUAAUUCUCUUAUCUGGGGAUCAUUUCUUCAGCAACUUCAAAAAUCGUGAACUUAAUUGA